AUGCUCAAGGCUUCACGAACCACACGCUCUGGUGCGACAUACGCCCUCUUUGAGGAUCCUAUUCCAUACGCCACCACCCUCCCUCUCGAAUCCUACAUCAAGAAUGCAGUCCGCCUCUACGACGCCGUCGAGCGGCAUGCCGAGGAGCAGGAGGGCGCCUGGUCCCCCACAUCUCCCCUCACCCCACUAUCCGAGGACGAUGUCGCGCCACCGCUUACAAGCUCCAACUCUCGCAGCUCCGUAUCUCCCCAAGAUGUUCUUGACGCCCUGAACGAUCUUCUUGACAACCUAGACGUUGUCGAGAAAUUGCAGGGGCCCCAUACGCCUUCGACGUCACGCGGGGAUCCGGCGCCACACGCACCCGCACCCCUCAACUGCGACUACUCCUCCGAUUCUAGCGGGUAUUCCGACCCGUCCAUGGUAGGAUCAAGAAAGCGUGCGCGGGGUAAUCGUCAGCGUAGGAAGGAGAAGGAGAAGCAGAGGAAGGAGUUGGAGAGGGCGAGGUUAGAAAGGGAGAGGGAGGCUGAGAGGAGGAAGGGGGAUUCGCGCCCAGCGCCCAGCACCGUGCUGCCUAAGCCGCCGGGUACAGGGAAGUCUUCGGAUGGGAAGAAGGCGUACAAGAAGAGGAAGCGUGCUGAUAAACGCCGUGCCGAGCGUCAGGAUGCGGCCAACGCCCAGCCGUAUGACAGGAAGCACUCCCGGCCCUUCUUCCAGCACAAGCACGCCACGGUGAAGGAGAUUAAUCUCACCACAUUCAGAGUACGUUACACAACACGACGCGGUGGAUACGUUGCGCCAUCGCACAACAUGCACAAAGUUACAACUGUGGAGGAGUUGAGGGAGAUGGGGAUCGAGGAGCUCCAUUGGAACGGCACUGAUACCUUAGUGCUCCUCGAUGCAAAGGACCGCAUAUUUGCGGUUCUGCUAGGCGCGCCCAAAGGUCUCUCAAACGACGAGAGAAAGUCCUGGGAGGCGGCAAUGGCGGAGUUGGCCACGACUCUCGAGCGUCUUCGCGCCGAGAACCAGGCUUCGUUCGACAUGCACCACAGCCGGGGCGACUUUGCUGCUUUUGCAGCGGGGUUUACAGGUUCGAACGGUAAAUCGUCUCCAUCCAACCUCAAGUUUGAGAACAACGGCCACCGCGCUGUCGCAGAGGAGCUACUCCAGGAUGGCAACAUGCGACGCCUGGCUGGAUUUGCCAGUGCCGCCCUCGCAUACUAUUUCCCGCUCAUCUACAUGCACAUGUGUGAGCGGCUGCGCGCCCUAUGUGAGCAUGACCCGAGCCUACGCUUCCCUUUUGGCGGGAUCAGUGCUUACCCCACUAUCACCUUCAACAUGGGACCGGUCUCGAUAACGUUCGGCCACAACGACGGCACAAACUACGCCGGGAUUCCAUGCUCAAUCACGUCGCUCGGGUCGUUCAACGCUGGCGAAGGGGGGCACCUCAUCCUGUACGACGUCGGCGUGUACUUCCAGUUUCCGGCUGGAUGUACAGUCCUCCUCUCGUCGGCAGGACUGCGGCACGGAAAUACGCCGUUAGCAUCCGCAGAGGAACGGCGGUAUAGCGUCACGCAGUAUUGCCAGGGUUCGCUGAUCCGCUGGGUGGCCCGCGGGUUCCGUCCCUCGGGCUCCUUGUCGGAUGCCGAAAAGGAUGCAGUUGAUCUUGAAGCAGGCGAGGGUUGGGCAUCUCAAUACCUUAGAUUUUCGACUUGGACAAGUGUUGCAGAGGACAGGGAGAGGUUGAGGCUUUGGGAGCAGAGUAAGUAG
Peniophora sp. CBMAI 1063 is the source of this 1767-nucleotide messenger RNA. Lineage: Eukaryota; Fungi; Basidiomycota; Agaricomycetes; Russulales; Peniophoraceae. The record is from the annotation of a GenBank genome assembly.